Molecule: messenger RNA, 2044 nt
Organism: Paecilomyces variotii
Lineage: Eukaryota; Fungi; Ascomycota; Eurotiomycetes; Eurotiales; Thermoascaceae
Exons: 1
Coding region: 75-1778 (567 amino acids)
Biological process (GO): regulation of DNA-templated transcription
Molecular function (GO): zinc ion binding; DNA-binding transcription factor activity, RNA polymerase II-specific
Source: RefSeq, a predicted model, not a curated record
CGCAGAGCACUGCCUCUUGUAAUCACUUUCUAUGAGCAUUAGAUAUUCCGCUGCUGGAAAUUUCGCGAUUACCCAUGGAAUCAGCUGAUCCAGUUUCUGGUCGACCCAGAAAAGGCCGUGUUGGCAGCUCCAAAUCCAAAUUGGGCUGUCUUACCUGCAAGAUCAGGCGCGUCAAGUGCGAUGAACGUCAACCAACCUGUCACCGGUGCAGUUCCACCGGCCGAAAAUGCGAAUACAAGGGAGUCCGCCCAGGCGAUCUCUAUUCACGCGGCCAGGGCAUGUUGAGAUGGGAAGAAAGAGCGUCAAUUGUCGGCCUGUCCGAGACCCUACUCUCUGCUGCUUCCACAGCCACCAGUAAAGAGCGUCGAGCUUUUCACUUCUUCUUCCACCAGAUUUCACCUCGUCUGGCUGUCGCUCUAGAUGCGGAUCUCUGGCGUGGUGCUGUGCUCCGACUUAGUCGCUCCCAGCCUGCUAUGUGGGAUGCAGUGAUUGCUAUCAGUUGCUUAUAUGAACAUCCGCCAUUUUCACACGCUCCCCCCGUGGCCCCUGCCCUCAAACCUCCAGUAACUGACUCAAACCAUCGCUUAGCUUUAAGUUGGUACUCCAGGGCGUUAUCAAACGUGCGGAGUCAACUACAGAAGCGCGGUGAUAUGGAUCCUGCCGUUGCUCUACUCAGCUGCGUGUUAUUUAUAUGCAUCGAAUUUUUACAGGAAAACAUUAUUGAAGCUCUCCAGUUAUAUCAGCAAGGGUUACAACUGAUAUCCACCUUCAGUCCAGUGAUGAUUUCUGCUUUGUGGGAGACCAAGACUCUUUUUACGGAUGUUAUUGUCCCCCUGUUUUACCGCCUGGGAACACUUUCUAUUUUCUACGGGCAUGACCUGCCAGCAGAUUGGCCGAUUGUUUGGCCACAUAGAACUAUCAUAUACUUCCAGUCCCUACCGGAUGCCAGGGCUGCUUUAUACUCUUUAGUAUCGGACGUCGUUGUGUUUAUUCGUACCUGUACUGAGUCCGUGCAUCGGAGCCCAUCUGAUAUCAACGUGUUGGAAAGCCUUCAAGCGCAACAAGCUGACUUGCGGCUCAGACUAUCCGCGUGGCAUCAGACGAUGGUCAGACUGAAAGUCGACUCCUGGGAUAAAUGGGACGAUGCUCACCGUGGUACAUGUUCACUCCUUCAAAUGGCCUAUGCAACCUGUCUUAUUGUGGUGGAAACAUGCUUUGACCAGGAUGAAAUGGUGUACGACCGCUACAAGCAUCUAUUUCAGGAAAUAAUCGAAUAUGCACCAUCGGCCAUCGCAGCGACUACUGGACAGGAUAAAACACCAGCCCCUUUCACUUUCGAAUUAGGGGCUGGCUAUCCGCUCUUUUUUACGGCCCAAAAAUGUCGAGAUCCCAUCCUUCGGCGACGAGCCCUAGCUCUACUCUUGCAGGCACCUCGUGUGGAGGGUCUCCAUAGGGUCGUUCCGUCUGUGUUCCUUGCGGCGAACCUCAUCGCUAUGGAAGAAGGUAUCGAUACUGGGGAAGAUGGAAGAUUUGCAUCGCUUUUUGAAGUUAAUUGCCUUCCUGGUCGGGAAAAGAGAAUCAGCGAUCAUAUAGUCUUCUAUCCUAAGCAGGAUAGAUCGUCUGGGCUCCACAUGAAGUUCAAGAGACAGAUACAGGACUCCCACGGAACCUGGCAUCUGGUUGAGGAGAUCGUGAGGUUCAACGCUCCCGAUGAAAACAGCAUUUCCUCUUUAUUCUUGACGGUUACGGAAUUCAGUGCGUCUAUCACGAAACAGUAGGACAGAAUGAAUCAUGCAGACAAAUCUCCAGAACGACUAGUUCGAGUUUGCGUUCAACAUAUCACUAUUGCUUGUUUCGACGUUCGGUAAGUCCAAGCUAGUGAUACUGAUAAUAAGAAGAUAUUUCGAGGCCACAGCCCACGCCUAAAGCUGAACUGGUCAGGAAGAGUCUGCCAUCGCUCCAAUUCCACUGGAGCUGUUUCGGAUAUCUUUACCUGAAGACGUUAUGUUGCUGAGGAUGCAAGCGUCUUGAAAUUCAAAAAUCU